UAGAGAAAAUGUCUUCCUCUUCCCAGGCUUCAUUGAGGUUUUUGCUUUCCAUCUUCAUGAGUGUUGUUAUGGUCACCUUCGCCAGCAAUUUCUAUAACGACGUUGAUCUUACAUGGGGUGAUCACCGUGCGAACAUACGCAACGGCGGCCAAAUUCUCACGCUUUCUCUUGACCACGAAUCUGGGUCUGGUUUCCAGUCCAAGAAUGAGUACCUAUUUGGAAGAUUCGACAUGCAAAUGAAGCUAGUGCCUGGGGACUCAGCUGGCACUGUGACAACGUUAUAUUUAUCUUCACAAGGAGGAGCCCACGAUGAGAUUGACUUCGAGUUCUUGGGGAACUUGUCUGGACAACCAUAUAUACUAAGUACAAAUAUAUAUUCUCAAGGAAAAGGAGACAGGGAACAACAAUUCUAUCUAUGGUUUGACCCCACAAAGAACUUCCACACUUACUCAGCCAUUUGGAACCGCAGAAAGAUAAUAUUCCUAGUGGAUAACAUACCUAUCAGAGUGUUCAGCAACUUGGAAUCCAUUGGUGUUCCAUUUCCCAAAAGCCAACCAAUGAGAGUUUACUCUACUAUCUGGAAUGGUGAUAGCUGGGCUACAAGAGGAGGACUUGUGAAGAUUGACUGGAGCAAAGCACCUUUCACAGCAACUUAUAGAAACUACAUUGCCAAUGCUUGUGUUUGGACAUCUGGGAAGCCAUGUCGCAACAAGUCCAUCAAUGCAGCGGAAAACGUUUUCGCUGAGGAUAAAGCAAUACUUGGUCCUAAGGGCAGGGAAAGACUUAGAUGGGUGCAAAAGAAUUACAUGAUUUACAACUAUUGCACUGAUCUCAAACGAUUCCCUAAAGGUCUACCACCAGAAUGCAAGAGAUAA
This is a messenger RNA of Quercus robur (English oak), 875 nucleotides long. RefSeq names its product xyloglucan endotransglucosylase protein 1-like. The transcript has 3 exons. The coding region runs from base 9 to 875 and encodes 288 amino acids. Gene Ontology annotation, molecular function: xyloglucan:xyloglucosyl transferase activity; hydrolase activity, hydrolyzing O-glycosyl compounds. Gene Ontology annotation, cellular component: cell wall; apoplast. Gene Ontology annotation, biological process: xyloglucan metabolic process; cell wall biogenesis. Lineage: Eukaryota; Viridiplantae; Streptophyta; Magnoliopsida; Fagales; Fagaceae. The record is from RefSeq and is a predicted model, not a curated record.